UGCGACGGGAAGGAAGCCGCGCCAGGUGGCGGCCGAGAUCCAGGCAACAUGUCUCACCUGCCGAUGAAGCUGCUGCGGAGGAAAAUCGAGAAGCGCAACUUCAAGCUGCGGCAGCGGAACCUUAAGCUGCAGGCCAGGGCCUUGGAUGUGAGCCUGUCGGAGGAUCAGAACGGAGACGUGCCUGAGGAGGUCAUGGCCCAGGUGAAAGCAAAGAAGGCCCGAAAACGUUCCGUGAGCGCCAGCUUGCCAGAAGCGCAAAAUGGGGCCGCGGCUAAAGACGUGGUGGAAAAGGUCAAAGUUAAACAAUCCCCCCAGAAACCAGCUGCGCUCACCAAUGGAGAAAUGGCAGCAGAGUCGUCCGGUCCCGAAUCGAAGAAGAAAAAGAAGAAAUCUGCCACACCAACCAGUGGCGAAGCAGCCACAGAAUUGCCCAAUCCCGAAUCAAGGAAGAAGAAAAAGAAGAAGAAGAGAAAGCUGGUGAAUGAGGCUGGACCUGAUGCAAAAAAAGCAAAAGUUGAAGGCGGCGACACCGAGGCCCCUAAAACGGAAUCCAGUGUGGCGGCGGCAGACAACGAGGAGGAAGACAGUGAAGUGCCCAGCCUGCCCCUGGGACUGACAGGAGCUUUUGAGGAUACUUCCUUUGAAUCCCUGAGUAACCUUGUCAAUGAAAACACUCUGAAGGCAAUAAAAGAAAUGGGCUUCACAAACAUGACUGAAAUUCAGCAUAAAAGCAUCAGACCCCUUCUGGAAGGCAGAGAUCUUCUAGCAGCUGCAAAGACGGGCAGCGGCAAAACCCUGGCAUUUCUCAUCCCUGCAGUUGAACUGAUUGUGAAGUUAAAGUUCAUGCCCAGGAACGGCACAGGAGUCCUGAUUCUGUCCCCGACUAGAGAGCUGGCCAUGCAGACGUUUGGCGUUCUGAAGGAGCUGAUGACCCACCACGUGCACACGUAUGGCCUGAUAAUGGGGGGCAGCAACAGGUCCGCCGAAGCGCAGAAACUUGCCAACGGGAUCAACAUCAUUGUGGCCACCCCCGGCCGGCUCCUGGACCACAUGCAGAACACCCCAGGGUUUAUGUAUAAGAACCUGCAGUGUCUGGUGAUUGAUGAGGCUGAUCGCAUCUUGGAUGUUGGAUUUGAAGAGGAAUUGAAGCAAAUUAUUAAACUUUUGCCAACCCGCAGGCAGACCAUGCUCUUCUCCGCCACACAAACGCGGAAAGUGGAAGACCUGGCGAGGAUUUCUCUGAAGAAGGAGCCGUUGUACGUCGGUGUCGAUGACGACAAAGCCAACGCCACGGUGGACGGCCUUGAGCAGGGAUAUGUUGUUUGUCCCUCAGAAAAGAGAUUCCUACUGCUCUUCACAUUCCUUAAGAAGAACCGAAAGAAGAAACUCAUGGUCUUCUUCUCCUCCUGCAUGUCCGUGAAAUACCACUACGAGCUGCUGAACUACAUUGACCUGCCCGUGCUGGCUAUCCACGGAAAGCAGAAGCAGAACAAACGGACGACUACGUUCUUCCAGUUCUGCAACGCAGACUCGGGGAUAUUGCUGUGUACAGAUGUGGCCGCAAGGGGGCUGGAUAUUCCUGAAGUGGACUGGAUUGUCCAGUACGACCCUCCGGAUGACCCUAAGGAAUAUAUUCACCGUGUGGGUAGAACAGCCCGGGGUCUGAACGGACGAGGGCACGCCCUGCUCAUUCUGCGUCCAGAAGAACUGGGUUUCCUUCGUUACUUGAAGCAGUCCAAGGUUCCAUUAAGUGAAUUCGACUUCUCCUGGUCUAAAAUCUCUAACAUUCAGUCUCAGCUUGAGAAGCUGAUCGAGAAGAAUUACUUCCUUCACAAGUCAGCCCAGGAAGCCUAUAAGUCGUACAUACGCGCUUAUGAUUCCCAUUCUCUGAAGCAGAUCUUCAAUGUCAAUAACUUAAACUUGACUCAGGUGGCACUGUCUUUCGGCUUCAAGGUGCCUCCUUUUGUGGAUCUGAAUGUGAACAGCAAUGAUGGCAAGGUUCGAAAGAGAGGAGGUGGCGGGGGAUUCGGCUACCAGAAAACCAAGAAGGUUGAGAAAUCCAUCAUCUUCAAGCACAUCAGCAAGAAGCCGUCCGACCGCAGGCAGUUCUCCCACUGAAGGUGCCCCUUCCCCUCAGUCACUGUCCCGGAGUCGGUGUUUAAUCUAGCCACGGAAUCUUUAUAGCCUUUACAAUUGAGCUCAACCAGUGAGCGCACAGGCUGCAACAGUGGACGCUGUAAUUUCCAGCAAGUGUCUAUUUUUAAGAUUUUGUAGAAUAUAAAACAGACUUUGAUGUUUCUUGAUUGCCCAAGGACAAA
Messenger RNA from Ochotona curzoniae (black-lipped pika), 2318 nucleotides. It is a transcript of the gene DDX18, whose product is annotated as DEAD-box helicase 18. Gene Ontology annotation, biological process: maturation of LSU-rRNA from tricistronic rRNA transcript (SSU-rRNA, 5.8S rRNA, LSU-rRNA). Gene Ontology annotation, cellular component: nucleolus. Bases 49 to 2118 code for a protein of 689 amino acids. Gene Ontology annotation, molecular function: nucleic acid binding; ATP binding; RNA helicase activity. Lineage: Eukaryota; Metazoa; Chordata; Mammalia; Lagomorpha; Ochotonidae. The transcript has 14 exons. The record is from RefSeq and is a predicted model, not a curated record.